Molecule: messenger RNA, 2712 nt
Organism: Rhinocladiella mackenziei CBS 650.93
Lineage: Eukaryota; Fungi; Ascomycota; Eurotiomycetes; Chaetothyriales; Herpotrichiellaceae
Exons: 1
Coding region: 1-2712 (903 amino acids)
Biological process (GO): rRNA processing
Cellular component (GO): small-subunit processome; nucleolus
Source: RefSeq, a predicted model, not a curated record
AUGCCUCGUCAAGCACAUGGCCGGCCCUUGAAUGCAGCCAAACCGAAAAGGGCCCCGAAGAAAAGAAGAGACAGGAAUCGCCGACAGAAUGCCCUUGAGAUUGCGGAGCAAGAAUAUCCGGACGAAAUUAGAAUUCGGCAACACCGACUUGGAGAAGUUGAAGAUGAUUCAGAUGAUCCAUACGAUCGAGAGGACGUUGGUGAGAGAUCAUCAAAGAGAAGGAAGAUCACCACAGCGCAAGAAGACGAAGCUGCAGAGGAAGGCUCCGACCUCGAUGGCAACCGGUGGCAUGUCGGUGUAGAAGGCGACGAAGAGGACAGUGACAUCGAUAGUGAUGAUGCUUUUGGUCAGAGUGAUGAGGAGAGAUUUGCAGACUUUACCUUCCGUGGCACAAGCACAUCCGCCCGGCCAAAGAAGCAGGGUCAUAAAAUCGACCUGGAUGAAAGUGGAUCUGUCGAUGAAGAAGAUGAAGACUUUGGGGAUGAUGGUGUUGACUUAGCUACAGCUUGGGACAUGGACGAUGAAGCUGAGAGCGACGCAGCGACGAAGAAGAGGAAACACUCCAAUCACCUGGAUGACGAUGAUGACGAAGACGAGAGAUCAGAUUCGGAUUCUCGUGGAGAAGAUUCUUCUGCAGAUGAAGAUGAUGACCAGUCUCAGCUGUCAGUUACUGACGACGAAGGAGACCACUCUAGACUUCAGAGUUUUGUUGAAGGUCUUGCAGCCAGCGGCGAGGCUCGGGCAUCUAAAGGACAGAAGACAACUAAGAUAUUGUCAGACAAGCCCUCUCAAUUUGGCCUCAGCUCUUCGAAAAUCUCAGCUGCCGAACUAUUACACUACGUCAAAGAUACUCGCCAAAGACAGUCAUUGAAGAUUUUGCAAAACCGCGAGGUGAAAGGAAAUGAGGUCUAUCAAAACGGAAUUCCUGGAAAACUCGCUCCCCCCUUGGCCAAGCGGCAACAGGAUCGCCUUAACCGUUCAGCGGCUUAUGAGGAAAGCAAAAAGGAACUGAGUAAAUGGAUUGAGACUGUUAAGCGGAAUCGGCGUGCUGAGCAUAUCUCGUUCCCGCUUGAAGACCCUGCGGCCGCCGGUAUGUUGAACAAUAAGCAACUAGGCCCUACGUCCCAAUCGAAACCUAUGAACUCUCUUGAAUCCACGAUUCAAGACAUCAUGAUUGAGAGUGGCAUGGUGUCCAAGGGGCAUCGUUCACCUGAGGAGCAGGAACAAGCUGACGAAGAGCUUCACGAAAAGAGAAUGCCUCUGGAGGAAGUUCAAGCUCGUCGAGCGGAGCUCCGGAGAGCCCGGGAUUUGAUGUUCCGGGAAGAAAUAAAGGCGCGGCGAAUCAAGAAGAUCAAAAGCAAGGCGUACCGCCGUGUUCACCGCAAGGAGCGUGCCAAAGCCAAUCUGGAAAAUAGAAGUCUGUUGGUGGCACAAGGGUUGAUUGAUUCAGAUGAAGAACGUGAGAAGAGCCAUCGCCGGCGAGCUGAAGAACGCAUGGGUGCUCGCCACAGAGAAAGCAAGUGGGCAAAAAGUGUCAAGACUACUGGUAGAGUCGCUUGGGAUGACGAUGCCAGACAUGGAGUCGCAGACCUUGCCCGUCGAGAUGAAGAGCUUCGAAGGCGUAUCGAAGGCAAGACAGGUGGCGGCUCUGGGGAGUCUGAGUCUGAGUCGGGAGACUCCGACGAACUUUCUGGGACAGAUGAUGAGAAGGAGAGGUUACAGAUGAAGCUCACCGAUUUUGAACAAGAUGGACCAGGUUCGAUCCAAUCUCGACUUGGUUCAAUGGCAUUUAUGAAGAAAGCAGAGGCAGCAAGGAAAGCUGCGAAUGAUGAAGAAAUACGGAACAUCAGACGCAGUUUGCGAGAAGAAGAUGGUGAACUGGGUGGUAAUACAGAUAGUGAGAAUGAAGCUCCAGCUGGGCGUCGAAAGUUCGGGUACAAAACAAAAGCUGAAGAAUCGACACGUAAUACUCCCGUCCAAAGGAGCGAAUUCGAGGAACGCGAAUCGGAUAGUGAGUUCGACCAGGAAAACAAAAGGGAACUUGACGAAGAGCCAAUGGUCGAGCGCCGGUCAUCUGCCGUUAUCACGCCUCACCAACCGGUGUCUCAACCAUCCAAAACUGCCGGCACGGAAAAGGCAAAUCCAAGCACCCGAGCGUCGAAGCUGGUAAAAUCACAAAGAAAAGAAGGCAGAGUGCCAGAAACCGAGCUAAACGAGUAUACUAGCCCUUCCGAAUCCGAAGAUGAGCAAGACAGCAAAGCUGCUCUGGCACAGGCUAUAUUUGCCGGCCCCGAUGAAGUUGAGCAAGAUUUUGCACGGGAGAAGAGGGAAACCGUUGAAGAAGAGGGCGAUCAAGUCAUUGACAACAGCCUUCCGGGCUGGGGUAGCUGGACAGGCGAAGGGAUCAGCAAGAAAGCUCAGAAGCGGGCACAAGGACGCUUCUUGACCAUCACCAAGGGGGUGGCACAUGAUAAGCGACGAGAUGCCAAAUUAGAGCGGGUCAUCAUCAACGAAAAACAGGUGAAGAAGAACAGCAAGUAUCUGGCAAGCGAGUUGCCGCAUCCCUUUGAGUCACGACAGCAAUAUGAGCGAUCGCUUCGUCUUCCUUUGGGCCCUGAAUGGACGACCAAGAGCACGUUCCAGGAUGGCACCAAGCCCCGGGUAUUGUUGAAACAGGGCAUCAUCCGGCCAAUGGCGCGGCCUAUGAUAUAA